AUGACCGGUCCCAGCCCUGCUGAGCGCAGCUCACUGUUGUCCGGCCCCAAAAAGAACAAAUGGCUCCUAGAGUCCGACUUCUCUGCUCUUCAAGCCUUUCUUGCUGUUGUCCGUCGUCGUUGCUGGGUUUUGCUCAUAAUGUUACUCUCGUCGUUCAUUUUCUUUGCUUGCCUGGCCUGGUCUUUGGCCGCUCCACAGCACAAGCGUCAGGCAAGCGGUCCAGUCAUUGGUACAAACUUUCAAGAUCCCUCGGUGGUCCAAUUGAGGGAUGGGAGCUAUAUUGCCUAUGCGGGAGUCAAUGGAAACCCUGCGGGGAUUAAUGUCUUGAUCGCAACUUCUCCAGAUUUUUCUAGCUGGACCGUUCAUUCAGGCUACGAUGCCUUACCGAAUCUCCCUUCGUGGGCAGCCUCGCCUCCGCACGUAUGGGCUCCAGACGUGACUCAGCUGGACAAUGGCAACUUCGUGCUAUACUACUCCGUAACCAUGGCUGAAUCUCCAGCGAAGCACUGUGUUGCGGCAGCAACAGCUCCAAAUCCAGAGGGACCCUUCACGCCCGUCCAGACGCCCCUGUUCUGUGAUCUAACGGCUGGCGGGGCCAUCGAUGCAGAUGGCUUCAACGACCCUGCAACCCACCGGCAAUAUGUCAUCUACAAAGUCGAUGGCAACUCGAUUGGCAACGGUGGCGCAUGUUCAAAUUCUGUCAACCCUAUCGCACCCACGCCUCUCAAUCUCCAAGAGGUCAAUCCUGACGAUGGGUAUUCUUUAAUUGGUGGCACAACCACUGUUUUACUUAAUGACCCAGAUGAUGGGCCCAACAUUGAAGCGCCUUCAUUGACUUAUGAUGCCUCUUCGCGGACCUAUAUUCUCCUGUACAGCUCCAAAUGCUUCACAACUGCCCCAUAUAACAUCAGAUACGCCACCAGCAACACUGUCUACGGUCCUUACACCAAGCAGGCAAAUCCAUUCCUGGCCACUGGAGGCACAUCUGCUAGCGUUUACAUCCCUGGAGGCGUAGACAUCACCAAGGACGGCAAACUGGCAGUUUUUCACGGUGAUGUGAACAUGGGCUGGUUUGCAGGCGACGGCACCCCGCGAGUGCGAGCGAUGUACGCCGUUGAGCUUUCCUUUGGAAACGGGGCUGUUAGUCCGGGUGCAUUAUACUGA
Cladophialophora psammophila CBS 110553 is the source of this 1164-nucleotide messenger RNA. RefSeq lists its product as uncharacterized. Gene Ontology annotation, molecular function: hydrolase activity, hydrolyzing O-glycosyl compounds. The transcript has 2 exons. Bases 1 to 1164 code for a protein of 387 amino acids. Gene Ontology annotation, biological process: carbohydrate metabolic process. The record is from RefSeq and is a predicted model, not a curated record. NCBI's taxonomy places the organism in Eukaryota, Fungi, Ascomycota, Eurotiomycetes, Chaetothyriales, Herpotrichiellaceae.